This is a messenger RNA of Psammomys obesus (fat sand rat), 6337 nucleotides long. RefSeq names its product zinc finger protein 654 (gene Znf654). The transcript is spliced from 9 exons. The record is from RefSeq and is a predicted model, not a curated record. Gene Ontology annotation, cellular component: nucleus. Gene Ontology annotation, biological process: regulation of transcription by RNA polymerase II. Bases 44 to 3388 code for a protein of 1114 amino acids. Lineage: Eukaryota; Metazoa; Chordata; Mammalia; Rodentia; Muridae. Gene Ontology annotation, molecular function: DNA-binding transcription factor activity, RNA polymerase II-specific; DNA binding.
CGGCGGCGCAGGGGCUGGGUACGCGCUGGGCGGCGAGAGCCUCAUGGCGGAGGAAGAGAGCGACCAAGAGGCCGAGCGCCUCGGGGAAGAGCUCGUGGCCAUUGUGGAGUCUCCCCCGGGCCCCGUGGGGCUCCGAGCCGCGGGCGACGGCGGAGGGGGCGCCGGCAGCAGCGGCUGUGGCGGCGGCGUCGGGAUCAGCAGCCGGGAUUACUGCCGACGUUUCUGUCAGGUGGUUGAAGAUUAUGCUGGACGAUGGCAGGUCCCUUUGCCACAGCUUCAGGUUCUUCAGACUGCACUUUGCUGUUUCACAUCAGCCAGCGCAUCAUUCCCAGAUGAAUGUGAGCACGUCCAGUAUGUUUUGAGUAGUCUUGCUGUGAGUUUCUUUGAGUUGCUCCUGUUCUUUGGAAGAGAUGAGUUUUAUGAAGAACCCUUAAAGGAUAUUCUUGGCUCAUUCCAGGAAUGCCAGAAUCACCUCCGCAGAUAUGGAAAUGUGAAUCUGGAACUGGUGACUCGAAUCAUUAGAGAUGGUGGCCCAUGGGAAGAUCCAGUGUUGCAAGCUGUUCUUAAAGCCCAACCGACAUCUCAGGAGAUAGUGAACAAAUAUUUAAGUUCCGAAAACCCACUGUUCUUUGAACUACGUGCCAGAUACCUAAUUGCCUGUGAACGCAUACCUGAAGCAAUGGCUCUUAUAAAAUCUUGUAUAAAUCACCCUGAUAUGAGUAAAGACUUGUACUUCCAUCAAGCACUCUUCACCUGCCUGUUUAUGUCACCUGUAGAAGAUCAGCUGUUCCGGGAGCAUUUGUUGAAAACUGACUGUAAGAGUGGAAUUGAUAUCAUCUGUAACACUGAAAAAGAGGGCAAGACUUUGCUAGCCUUACAACUCUGUGAAUCCUUUCUUAUUCCACAGCUUCAGAAUGGGGAUAUGUACUACAUAUGGGAGUUGAUUUUCAUAUGGAGUAAACUACAGCUUAAAUCUAAUCCUUCAAAACAAGUGUUUGUAGAUCAGUGUUACCAACUUUUAAGAACAGCAACUAAUGUGAGAGUCAUAUUUCCUUUCAUGAAAAUCAUUAAAGAUGAGGUUGAAGAAGAAGGCUUACAAAUUUGUGUUGAGAUAUGUGGUUGUGCUCUCCAGCUUGAUCUUCAUGAUGAUCCUGAAACAAAAUGUCUAAUUUAUAAAGCAAUUGCACACUUUUUGCCAAAUGAUCUAGAGAUUGUCAGGGUUUGUGCUCUUUCAGUAUUUUUUCUUGAGCGUUCCUUAGAGGCCUACCACACAGUUGAAGAGCUUUACAGACGUCCAGAUGAAGAGUAUAGUGAAGGCACAAGUACUGUUCAAAAUCGUGUUCGUUUUGAAUUACUUCCAAUUUUGAAAAAGGGAUUGUUUUUUGAUCCUGAGUUUUGGAACUUUGUAAUGAUUAAGAAAAACUGUGUGGCAUUACUGCGUGAUAAAUCAGCAGUGAAACUUCUAAAUGAAAAUACACUGGAAAAUUCUGCAAGUAGUCUAAAAAAGACAGUGGAACAGCAGAGUGUGGGUGAAGGGCUUGACACACUCACAGAUCAGAGCACUGGAGAGACUGACCCUGAUGAUGUGUCUGGAGUGCAGCCUAAAGGUCCUGUUAAUGCAAAGAGAAGCCUCACUGCUCUUAACACCUCCAAAGCCGAUCAUAGUGUCCCAAGGCAUCGGUGCAUGUUAUGUAACAAGGAAUUUCUUGGUGGCCACAUUGUAAGGCAUGCCCAGGCUCAUCAGAAAAAAGGCAGUUUUUCAUGUGUGAUAUGUGGUAGGAAAUUUAGGAACAGAGGACUUAUGCAGAAACAUUUAAAAAAUCAUGUUAAGAAGAUCCAGAGACAGCAGAUUGCUAUAGCACAACAGGAUAAUCCAGAAGUUACCACCUUGGAAGAAAUAAAUGGUUCCAAAUCUUCCAAUUCCUUUGAAAAUGGGAAUUCAAAUUCUAAGGGCUUAGAAAUAGAGACAUUGACUGCUUCCAGUGAUGGAAACAAAGAGGUCAUCCGUGAACACAGGGCUGAAUUCAUUAAAAUUCCCGUUGGUAUAUCAGAGAAUACUAUUGAAAAUGGCAGACCAGACACUUCUUUCAAUAAUAUCUCAGAGUCUUUACCUCAGUGUGAUGAUGACUAUGAGGAAGAAGAGAAUGAAGAUGAUUAUGAAGAUGAUUAUGACCUGAAUCAAGAAACAUCAGUACUUCAUAAAAUCAAUGGGACUAUGUGCCAUCCAAAAGAUGUAUAUGCUACAGACCAGGAAGGCAACUUCAAGUGCCCUGCUCUUGGCUGUGUAAGGAUAUUUAAAAGAAUUGGAUUUCUAAAUAUGCAUGCAAGGACUAUGCAUCCAACUGAUUUAAAUGUGCGGCAAACUGUAAUGAAGUGGAGCAAAGGAAAAUGCAAAUUUUGCCAAAGGCAGUUUGAGGAUUCUCAACAUUUUAUAGAUCACCUUAAUAGACACAGCUAUCCAAAUGUGUACUUUUGUUUGCAUUUUAAUUGCAAUGAGUCGUUUAAGCUGCCAUUCCAGCUUGCCCAGCAUACAAAAAGUCACAGGAUAUUUCAAGCUCAAUGUAGUUUUCCAGAAUGCCAUGAGCUUUUUGAAGAUCUUCCUCUGUUAUAUGAACAUGAAGCCCAGCAUUACUUAAGCAAAACACCAGAGUCAUCUGCUCAACCAAUUGAAGCAGUUCCUAAUCAUCAGGAAAUAGGCUCAUCUAGUAAUGAGAACUUAACAGUUUAUCAGCCAAUUUCUUCUAACAAAUCAAGGAAAGAUUCUACAGAACCAAAGACAUGUAUAGACACUAUGGAAAAGAAAACAGACAGUUUAGUUCAGAAUGGAAAUGAACAUUCUGAUGGUACUGUUUCAAAUAUAAGCUUGAUAGACCAAAAGAUGCCUGCCAUAGAGCCAAAUCCUGAAAAUAGUCAUAGUACCAGUGAUUUAGUCAAUGGACAUAGUGAAAUAGAGCAAACACCAUUAGUUGCAUCAGAUUCUACCCUGAAAAUAGAUUUAAACAGAAACAGGACAGAAAAUGGUUCUAUUUUACCCAGUGUUGUAUCACAAGAACACAGUGCCCUGUCAGUAUCUCAGGCACCAUCCAAACCAAAUCUUACAAGUGACCAUACGUCAUAUGGCUUAAUUGUAACAAAGCCAUAUGUCAGACCGUUGCCUCCCAGUUACCUUGAUGAACGAUACCUUAGUAUGCCAAAACGCAGAAAAUUUCUGACUGAUCGAGUAGAUGCGUGUUCUGACCAAGAUAACACGUGUAAAAAACCAGUGAAAAGAUUACGAUGUGGCAAAUGCCUGACCACCUACUGUAAUGCAGAAGCACUUGAGGCUCACCUUGCACAAAAGAAAUGUCAGACACUCUUUGGAUUUGAUUCAGAUGAUGAAAGUGCCUGAUAAUGUCUCAGAAAGAUCUGUUGAUCAUGCAGUAGUGUAAAAACAAAAACAAAACAAAAACAAAAAACAAACAAAAAAAAGCACUACAAGAAAAUGCAUCAUCAGUUUGCUAUUUCCCUGAUGGCCUUAAUUUUAGAGUGGUCUCGGAUUACUAAAGAAAAGACAAAGCACAUUAUUUUCUGGAAUGAACUUGCAGAGGAGAUGUGCCGGCUUAGACUCCAAAAGGGUUAUAAAACUCCCAAAGUACCAGUUAUCCAGGAAACCACACUUUUUCAACGUUUAUGGUGAUUAAUAGCAGCAUGUUCAGUUUUGCUUUAUGUGAAAAUACAUUUGGGUAACUAGUCAGAAGUAAAAACCAGCUAUGGCCUUACUGAAGAAAGGAAGAACUUGAUUCAUUAUAAGAUAAAGUGGAGGGGGGAGCUGGUUUACAAUAAACAAUGUAAAACAUUCUGAAAAUGGAAUUUGUUUUCUUGUCAUGCAUAUUCAUUACGUCUUCCCUUCUGGUCAAACAUAUUUUAAAGACUUUUCAUUGCUCUUUAGUUUGUGAUAUACUUUAGAAGCUGAUACAUAGAAAUAAAGCUUAAUUUAUCAUCAUGCUAUCUACUAAAGAUUGUAACUUGUUUCCACAUGAUUAAGUAGACAGUUCAAGUUCAGUGAAUGGCAUGCCACCUUUGAAAAAUAAAAAUAAAACAAAAACAGUGCUUGGCUGAAGCUCUUGAUAAGAACCUUCAACAAUCCCACUUUUGUAAUGUCAAGUAGUUAUUUAAAAGGCAGCAGUGUUAAGUAGAAAAGUAACAUCAGUUACUUUAGGGGGCUGUGAGAAGAAUCUAAGAUCACACUGCAUGGUAGAUAGUUGAAGGAUAACACUGAACUGAAAAAUGUGAAUAAUGGUAAAAGCACACUGGACUAUUUCUAUCUGUACAUAAUAUUAGGACAUUGCUUGAUGAUUCAUAGUAAAGUCCUUUAGACAUUAGUGUGAGUUAUCUAAGUAUGGUCCUAUGAAAAUAAUUGGCUUAAAAGUAUGUCAGUUAAAAAUCAGAUCAAGAGUUCAUUUUAUUCAGUUAGGAGAAUUAAUUCCAAAGUAAGCCAUACUAUUGUACUUUUUUCACUAGUGAUGAAUUUGACCUGCAUAGUAAUUCUUAUAUUGAAGGGGAAGUAUUUACACCAAAAUCUGCACAACAGGAAUACAGUAAGAGAAACAUUAAUGCAUUAUUCUUGGUGACCACUAAUUUUCCUAAAGAAGACUAACUUAUUAAGUUAUUAAAACAAAUAUUUUACAGAUUUAAAAAAAAUCCUCUAGAUAUUUCCCAACUGUGUAUUAUUAAAAGGAAGAUGCUUGAAGAACUUCUUUACCUAAUAUAUUAGUCUAAAGUAAGAUAAAAGAGAAUACAAAUGCAGUACAUCACUGUCAAUUGAGUUAUUCCACCGUGUGGCUUUGUGUAAAGCAGACAAUCUCAUUCCUCACAUUACAAAAUUUAGAAACAUGGCUUCUUGAACAAGGUUAGAAAAAUGGAACGUACUUUCAGGGUGGCAUCGAGACUUUUAAAAAUUAUGUUUUCCAAGAAUGCCAUUUCAGAGGAUUUUUUUUUUUUAAGUUCUGAAUUUUAUUAUUUACUUACCAUGGGCAUUUGCAACUAUGCAAUGAUGGUCACUAGCCUAUUCCAAUCAAAUUUAAGUUUGUUUUAGUUUUGUUAUGUAGCCUACAUUAGGCUCUGGAAUUUAUAUGCAGAUAACAAAUAAGUACAACUCAUAAUUUUUAAAUCCUAUAAGUUCAACACAAGAUGGUUUCCCUAUCUCUUGACAAUAAAAAUGUAAUAGUUGACUUUUAUUUUAGUUCAUAUUGAAAGUACAUCCUGUAAUAAAAAUUUUGUUUGGAAACUGGUUCAUUUGCACCAUGAAUUUUUGGGGGGAACAUAAUUUCUGCUUUGUACACAUUCCAGUUAAUACUAACAUUUUACCAGUUUUUAACUUUACUUUUUACAUGUUGUCACUACUGAUAUAGAAGUAAAUCCACAAGGUGAUACAUUUUCAUGAAUUUUGAAGUUUGUGCAAAGAUGUGUAAACAAAUUCCACCUGCUAUUUUGUCUUUAAGCUUAAUUUGAAGGUUUUCUUUUUGAUUUUUGUUGCUAGGAGAAAUUUUUCUUAUAAAAUGGUUCAUAUAUAAUCAAACCAAAAUGUCAUGUAAAAUUCUGUUUGACAACAUUUUUCUAACCUGUUUAUAUACUUCUCAGUUUUACCUGUUGAAGGAAUUUAUGCAUUUUAUUAUGAUUUUCCACCACAACAUUCUGCUUUUGUGCAAACUUCAGCAGUUCUGAUUUGGGAUUUAGAAGAAAAAGAAGCUAUCAUUUACUUACACUCUUUUCCUUCUCCUUUCUUCUCUACUUUUGUUUUGAGGAUAUAUGGACCAAGUUUCAAAUCUUUGUUUUAAAAAAAAGAUAUGUGUCAGUGAGGUCAAGAAAGUGUAGACUGAAUUCUUGCUGCUCAGACACAGAAGAGGCACAGGAGGGAUUCUCCGUGGACAAGGACACUGGUACUUUGGGCUCUAGCCAUAUUCUUUUUUUAAAAAGCACCCACAUAUAACAAAAACAUAAUUUAUAUCAUUGAUCUAUGAUUGUUUUCAAAUCACACUGAACGUCUAGCUGUACUUUCAUGUUUGGUUUAAUAUUGUUGUAUGAAUGAAAAGCCUAAGAGGGAUGAUAGUGUUUAUUUUUUAAUUUAUUUGGUACUGUCAAACACCUUUUCAGAAUGAGCAAAUGCUGCAUAUGCAUUUUGGAAUUGUUAUGUGAAAGCUAUUACAGAUUCAGCAAGAAGGGAAAUUUGUGCUUCCUUGUUGAACAUUAAAUUAUUUUACUUUGCAUUUUAUAAAAGUACAAAUUAAAACUGAGCCAUUAAACUGCAAUAAAUCAACAAUAGUGUCAUUUCAAGAACUUUUUUGUAUUGUACAUAGAU